This is a messenger RNA of Brachypodium distachyon (stiff brome), 1165 nucleotides long. Its product is annotated as bifunctional protein FolD 2. Gene Ontology annotation, biological process: tetrahydrofolate interconversion. Gene Ontology annotation, molecular function: methylenetetrahydrofolate dehydrogenase (NADP+) activity; methenyltetrahydrofolate cyclohydrolase activity. The record is from RefSeq and is a predicted model, not a curated record. Lineage: Eukaryota; Viridiplantae; Streptophyta; Magnoliopsida; Poales; Poaceae. Gene Ontology annotation, cellular component: cytosol. The coding region runs from base 72 to 950 and encodes 292 amino acids. The transcript has 5 exons.
CACUAGAUUCGCUCCCCCGCCGAUUCGUCUCGUCGCGACACCCAGAGAGAGAAAAUCUGGUUGCUACUCCAAUGGCGCAGAUCAUCGACGGCAAGGCCAUCGCCGCCGAAAUCCGGCGCGACAUCGCCGCGGAGGUCGCCGCGCUCUCCUCCGCCCACAACAUCGUGCCGGGGCUGGCGGUGGUGAUCGUGGGGAGCAGGAAGGACUCGCAGACGUACGUGAGCAUGAAGCGCAAGGCCUGCGCCGAGGCCGGCAUCCGCUCCGUCGACGUCGACCUCCCCGAGGACACCUCCCAGGCCGCGCUCGUCGCCGAGGUCCACCGCCUCAACGCCGACCCUUCUGUCCACGGCAUCCUUGUCCAGCUUCCAUUGCCCAAACAUAUCAAUGAGGAACAUAUAUUAAAUGAGAUUUCCAUUGAGAAAGAUGUCGAUGGUUUUCAUCCUCUGAACAUUGGGAAGCUUGCAAUGAAAGGUAGAGAUCCACUGUUCCUACCAUGUACACCAAAGGGAUGCAUGGAGCUCCUGUCACGAAGUGGAAUCACUGUGAAAGGAAAACAAGCAGUUGUGGUUGGGCGUAGCAACAUUGUCGGUUUACCAGUAUCCCUUCUUCUUCUGAAGGCGGAUGCCACCGUGUCGAUUGUGCAUUCACGGACCCCAAAUCCUGAAGCCAUUGUGCGUCAAGCAGACAUUAUCAUUGCAGCAGCUGGCCAGGCUAUGAUGAUAAAAGGAGAUUGGAUCAAGCCUGGUGCUGCGGUCAUCGAUGUCGGGACAAAUUCCAUCGAUGACCCAACCAGGAAGUCUGGUUACAGGCUCGUCGGCGAUGUGGAUUUUGCAGAGGCGAGCAAGGUCGCUGGUCACCUGACACCAGUUCCUGGAGGUGUUGGACCAAUGACUGUGGCGAUGUUGCUGAAGAACACGGUGGAUGGCGCAAAGAGGGGUAUAGUCCUGUAGAUUUUUUUUGAUCUUGCCGUGACAAGAUGUUGUACGAUUUGGUAACGUGAGGCUGGUGUUGUAACUGAGUCCUUACUCAGACAAAUUCGUUCUGCAUUUUUUAUUCUUGCGCUAUUUCAAGAACCAUUAGUUGCUAGUGUAUUUUUUUAUAAAUAAAUGCAGAACCAACGUGGGGUAAUGGGGACACUUACUCCUGGUUACCACGAAAAAACUAA